Messenger RNA from Sinocyclocheilus grahami, 540 nucleotides. Its product is annotated as laminin subunit alpha-1-like. NCBI's taxonomy places the organism in Eukaryota, Metazoa, Chordata, Actinopteri, Cypriniformes, Cyprinidae. The annotation marks the transcript as partial. The transcript has 4 exons. The record is from RefSeq and is a predicted model, not a curated record.
UGAUAACCCCUCAGAGCGAGAGGUCAUGGAGGCGGAGUCUCCGGGUUCGGCCUCUGACCUCAAUCGCUCUGACCUCGACCCCAUCUACAUCGGCGGAUUACCGGCCUCUCGACCAAUCAGGAGGCAGGUUGUGGCUCGCUCUUUCGUCGGCUGUAUGAAGAAUGUAGAAAUCGCUCGCACAAACUUCGAUCUGCUCAGAGAGUCGUAUGGAGUGAAGAAAGGCUGCGUCCUCAAGCCGAUCCGCAGUGUGUCGGUGUUCGGCGGAGGUUUUCUGGAGAUGCCUGCCGUCCUCUUGACUCUUCAGACGGAGAUCAUGAGCAGCUUCUCCAGCAGACGAGAGCGAGGAGUGAUCCUGGCGGGAUUCAGCUCACACCGACACACACAGCAGUCGUUCCUCCUGGUGAUGCUGGUGUCUGGAUCGCUGGAGGUUCAUGUGGGCGUGGCUGAGGGCGGAGCCGUGCACAAAGCCGUCGUCAAAUCACAGAACGGCUCCUUCAGUGACGGACAGGAGCAUUCGCUCAUACUGCAGAGGAACAAACG